This is a messenger RNA of Dipodomys spectabilis (banner-tailed kangaroo rat), 938 nucleotides long. It is a transcript of the gene Dusp18, whose product is annotated as dual specificity phosphatase 18. The transcript is spliced from 2 exons. The coding region runs from base 245 to 811 and encodes 188 amino acids. Gene Ontology annotation, biological process: protein dephosphorylation. Gene Ontology annotation, molecular function: MAP kinase tyrosine/serine/threonine phosphatase activity. Lineage: Eukaryota; Metazoa; Chordata; Mammalia; Rodentia; Heteromyidae. The record is from RefSeq and is a predicted model, not a curated record.
AGGUGGGAAUUUCUCGGAAGACCUAGCGCCAGCCGUUCCUCCCCGCCGGGAGGCACCGUUACAGUAGCCAUCAGAGCCUCGGGCGUGCGAGGAUCGGAGAUCGUCGUCGAGGAUCCGGAACUGGUCGAUCUUCUCCCUCCCGAGAAACCCUCGCCCGGGACUUCCCCACCCUCUGCGGGUAGCAGUGUUUGGGGGUCAUGACCGAUCAGAAGGAUGCAGACCUCACCCAUCUCUAACGGCCUUGAUGACCGCAGCCCCAGGUACCUCAUUGCCCCCUUGCCAGCAGCCCACCAUCAGUGGCCUUUCUCAGAUCACCAGCAGCCUGUAUAUCAGCAAUGGUGCAGCAGCCAACAACAAGCUCCUCCUAACUAGCAACCAGAUCACCACAGUCAUCAACGUCUCGGUGGAGGUGGCCAACACCUUCCAUGAGAACAUCCAGUACACACAGGUGCCGGUGGCUGACAUGCCCAGCUCACGUCUCUGUGACUUCUUCGACCCCAUCGCCGACCACAUCCACGAAGUGGAGCUGAAGCAGGGCCGCACGCUGUUGCACUGUGCCGCUGGUGUGAGCCGCUCUGCCACCCUGUGCCUGGCCUACCUCAUGAAGUACCAUGCCAUGUCUCUGCUGGAUGCCCACACAUGGACCAAGUCGUGCCGGCCCAUCAUCCGGCCCAACAGUGGCUUUUGGGAGCAGCUCAUCCACUAUGAGUUCAAGCUGUUUGGCAAGAAUACAAUGCACAUGGUCAGCUCCCCAGUAGGAAUGAUCCCUGACAUCUAUGAGAAGGAGGUGCGUUUGAUGAUACCACUCUGAGCCACACAGCCAGCCCCUGCUGAUUGUUGAUACAGACCAUCAUUUAUCCUAUACAAGGAUUGGAAGUUGAACAUUUCUACUUUUCUUGGUACAGGAACAUGGCAAAUACCUUUUUGUUUCUUUUCUU